ACAUGUGUGCUGGACAGUGAAAUUGCUCAUUAAGUCUGUCAAAUUUCCAAGCUGUGGUCAAAGUGAAGUUCUGUUACAAGUCAACAGAAAGUGGCAGCCAUGACCUCAGCCACGCCCCCGUCCUCUGAAGGCUCCUCCCCUCAGAAGGUGUGCCACUCCCAGACGCAGACCGACAUCACCAAGCCUCUGCUGGGCUCCACAGGGGAGAACGGAGGUGCUGGUGCAGGAGGAGCAGGAGGAGGAACGGGAGCCGGAGGGCCCAACGCUCUGCGAAGGAGGCGCCGCGUUCUUUCCAAAGAUGGCCGAAGCAAUGUGCGCAUCGAGCAUGUCAGUGGUCGAGGGGCGUUGUACCUCCGUGACCUCUGGACCACUUUCUUGGACAUGCAAUGGCGCUACAAGUUCUUCUUCUUUGCUGCCACCUUUGCUGGGACCUGGUUCCUGUUUGGAGUGCUUUGGUACCUGGUGGCCCUGGUGCAUGGAGACCUGCUGGAGUUCGACCCCCCCUCCAACCAUACACCCUGUGUGAUGGAGGUGAAAACCCUGACGGGAGCCUUUCUCUUCUCCCUGGAGUCUCAAACCACCAUCGGCUACGGUUUCCGGUGCAUCACCGAGGAGUGUCCGGUCGCGAUUGUCCUGCUCAUCGUUCAGCUGGUCAUCACCAUGGUGAUGGAGAUCUUCAUCACCGGCACCUUCCUCGCGAAGGUUGCUCGUCCUAAGAAGAGAGGUGAGACGGUGAAGUUCAGUCAACACGCUGUUGUGUCGAAUCAUGAGGGGCGGCCGUGCCUCAUGAUCCGAGUGGCCAACAUGCGAAAAAGCCUGUUAUUAGGAUGCCAGGUGACGGGGAAGUUGCUUCAGACGUCCCUGACAAAGGAGGGCGAGACGGUGAGGCUGGACCAACGCAACGUGCCGUUCCAGGUGGACACGUCCAGCGACAGCCCCUUCCUCAUCAUCCCCCUGACCUUCUACCACUUCAUCGACGACAACAGUCCCCUCAGAGCCUGGGCAGCAAAAGGUGGUGGCUGGACAGACCCCGAGCUGGCCGACUUCGAGCUCCUGGUGAUCAUGAGCGCCACGGUCGAGCCGACCUCCGCUACCUGCCAGGUGCGGACCUCCUACCUUCCUGACGAGAUCCUGUGGGGCUACGAGUUCCCCCCCGUCGUCUCCCUGUCCCCGUCUGGAAAAUACGUGGCCGAUUUUGCCUUUUUUGACAAAGUGGCCAAAACCAAAACUCCCCCCCUUUUUAAGCAGACCCUGCCCCCGAGCUCCCCGUCGCAGGCGUCCCAUUUCCGGGGCGGCAAGGAGGAUGGGACGGACCCGGAGAAGAUGCGACUGGAGGAGAGCUACAGGGGGGAGGAGAGGGGGAGGGAAAGGGGGCGAGUCAGAGAUAGCAGCCCACUCAGUGUUCGUAUCAGCAACGUGUGACGGAGACGAACGGAAAGAUGAUGUGAAACCGAGAUAAGGUGAAGACAGGAAGAAAAACAAAACGAGCUGAAAGCCACAUUCUCACACAGAAACUGUCACUAUGUUCCCACACAGAGCACAUGUUUAAGUGGUGGACCACACGGCCACCUGGCUUCUCAGCCACCAGAGCCCUUCACCAAACACAGUCACAGUCAACACCAGGCGGUAGAGAAAAUACUGAAGACACCUACAAGCAGCCUCAAAAGGACCUGGCUUGUGCAAAUGUGCAGCACAAAGCCAAGUAAUCUGCAGAGAAACUAACUGAUAUUCAAUUCAUUUUGGGGGAAAGGACUUGAUUUACUUCAACACUGCGAAAACCUUUGUCUGAGCAGGCCGUUUUUUUUGUCUUCAUUUAUUCAAAACAAGUGAUAAAAAUUCAGGGCAGCAGAAAUCAUUUAAAGAAUUUUCUAGCAACGAUAUGGAUUCUUGAACGGAGAGGAAGAACUCUAAAACCUGGCUUGAUUACAUGAUUUCUGCAGUGAAGGUUGGAUGUGUUCAUCACUGAAUCACAGUACUGUUUUUUUUCUUCUUCUUCUUCUUUUAAAUUAAUAUUAAUAAUAAAAAACCUGCAACAGGUGGCAAAAAUACUGGAACCAUGUUUUGGUAAAGAGGGAUCUCCAAGGAAUGUAUCAUAUUUUAUGUACCCAGUAGUUUCUAACAACGUCAUUACCUGAAAAUAUGCUCUUUGAUAUAUGAAUGUCCUGUUUUUUUUUUUAAGGUAAAUAUGUUUAGUAAUAUUACUAAAAGCACUUUAACUUGAAAGAAAAGUGGCAUUUUACACGAGAAGAAUAACUGAACUAACUUCAAUACUUAAUGCACUGUAUUAAGUGAUUAAACCGUGCGGUUCUGUUGAAAGCUUGUGGGUCCGAGUGUACGUUUACACUUGCAAAUGAGUGUGAUAAUACUUUUUGUACGAAGUUUUUGUGAACUGUUUUAUGUACAGUAUGUUUUCAUGUACCUCUGUACAGUAUGUUAUAAAUAUUUUUUCCUAUAUUCUUAAUUUCUGUAUGUUUUUGACAUUUGGUGCACAGCUUUCCAUUAUACCAUAUUAAUUGCUGUCAGUGCACGAUGUUAUUUCUGUAAAGUGCAGUAUAUAUAUAUAUAUAUGUGUGUGUGUGUGUGUCUUUGUACUGCUGUUAUUUUUACAUACAGUGGUGUCUAAUCAACUGCUUCACUGACAUUUUCUCUCUUUUUUUUUUGUUUUUUUUUACUGUGUUUGGAAAACAGAAACAGACACAUUCAGCAUACAUCAAGUUAUGGUACCAGUUUAAAGAGACUCCAAUUUUCGUAAUUGUGACUGAAGUGAUUGAAAGGUCAACAAAGUAUGCAGAAGAAUUAAUCAUAUAUAUACUUUUUUUUUUUAGCAUCCUUUUGAAGAUGUCCAAAAUAUAAAGAUAUAAAUUCUUCACUGCUACCAAAAGUAUCUUAAUCUGUUUUAAAUUUGUGUUCUUGACAAUAUUAUAAGAUUAAGUGCCGCUAUUCAAAUGAAAUCAUCUGCUGCUCCAAACAAUGAAAAAUAUUCGUCAUGAGGGUCCGGUGAGAGUUUGUGUUUACCGCAUGGCCGACUCUGUACUGUGUGUUGCCCCAAGUCCUGGAAGCUCAUUGGUCUCACUGCUAAUGUAGUUUUUAAGUGCCUCUUUUAAUAAAUGUAUUAUAUGGAACAUCA
This is a messenger RNA of Stegastes partitus (bicolor damselfish), 3127 nucleotides long. It is a transcript of the gene kcnj10a, whose product is annotated as potassium inwardly rectifying channel subfamily J member 10a. Gene Ontology annotation, cellular component: plasma membrane. Bases 100 to 1422 code for a protein of 440 amino acids. Lineage: Eukaryota; Metazoa; Chordata; Actinopteri; Pomacentridae. The record is from RefSeq and is a predicted model, not a curated record. Gene Ontology annotation, biological process: potassium ion import across plasma membrane; regulation of monoatomic ion transmembrane transport. Gene Ontology annotation, molecular function: inward rectifier potassium channel activity. The transcript has 6 exons.